GUGGGUGUGUGUGGGGCUUGGUCUCUCUCUGCUGCUCUGUGUGAGUGAGUGAGGGAGAGGAGUGAGAGUGAGUGCGCGCGCGCGCGUGUGAGUCUGCAGCUUUCCUCAGGGCUCCUGCCUCUCUCUCUCUCUUUCUCUCUCUACCUCUACCUCCUUCUCUCACACACUCAAACACACACGCACGCGCUCGCAGGGUCGGUCCCAGACGCCCCGUCUGCAGCCUCUCUCUCUCUCUCAGUCUGGGACAGACAGCGCGAGCGGAGAGAGGGGGAGAAGGACGGAUCCCGCUAAAAGGGAGAAGAGAGCGGAAGCGCGCGCACCAUGAGUCCAGGCGCUACGGCGGCGCGGAGCUGAGUGGCACGAGGAUGGCAAGCGGAGGGAGGGAGGAGAGGAGGACGCGCGGCUGAAGGAGGAGUGCGGCGCGUGCGUUCAUUCAUUCCGGAGGCUGCUGCUCGUGCUCGUACUGUUGCAUCGCAUCGCGCGCAUAGCUCUCUCUCUAUCCUCGUCUAUCUAUCCAUCCGUCCGUGCCGAGGAUGCUCCAUUAAGCUCGCGCUGACAGCUCUCGUGCUUUUUUCGUUACGUCCUGCGGCGCCUGGGCUCCAGAAAACCGGAUAUAACGCACGCGCUCUCAGAUAACGGACACCAUAUCUGAAGAAAGCCUUUGGAUAUAUCCCAUAUAAAGGAUUUACAAAAGUUUGGCUUGACUCUACUGCUGCUUUUUCUCUAGACAUUUUCUUCAUGCCUCAGGGUUGGCUUUGAAAACUCAUGAAAGUGUUUUUGUCUGUUUUUGUCGAUCACCAGUGGAUAUAAAACCAGUUCUGCUGUAGCGCGAUUUGGAGUGCAAACAGGCUACAACAUUGCCCUCCAUGGUUUCUGCCCAUCUAAAGAAGCUAUCGUCUUACAUUUUUAAGAUUUGCAAAGGAAUGUUUACAAAGAAACUGGCAAAUACCACAAAGAAGAAAGAGAGUAGCGAAAAUAAAAAAGAUCCCAAAUCGUCCCCCGAAUUGCACGCUCGGAAUACGACCUUUUCCACCACGUUGAAAAGCACAGUUAAAAAGAUUUCUAAAUGCUCGUCAGCACGCAAUAUAUCUCUUGAAGAAGACGACGGUAAAAACGACUGCUCUUCUCUGUCUCCCACGUUCAGUUACCGCGUGGCUAUUGCUAACGGACUCCAAAAGAAUGCUCUCCCACUGAAUAAUGAAUUUCACGAAAUAUUGUCUAUUGACAGCAGUUACUCUGACUCUCUAAACGAGGCCAAACUUGUCCAUAGAUUUGAUGAACAAAAAGCUUACACGAUGCCAGUAAGAAGGAACAGGAAAAGCAUGAUUAGCUUGGCACCCUCUGAUGGCAGCUCAGAGGGUGAGCGUGGAGAGCGCACCAGUCUCCACACCCUCCGACUAGGCGCCCUGAAAAAGCUGAGGAAAUGGAAGAAGAGCCAGGAAUGUGUCUCCUCAGAUUCUGAGGCCAGCAACUGGAGAAAAACUCUUGGCAUCCGGAGCAAGUCUCUGGAUCGAGCGGGGAGGCAGCAGAAAACCACCACCCUGGAGCCUGGAUCCAGCUCCACAGGUUGCAUCAGUCAAACACAGGAUGUGAUGGAGAUGAUCUUCAAAGAGCUUCAGGGAAUCAGCCAAAUUGAGUCUGAGCUCUCGGAGCUGAGAGGGCACGUUAAUGCCCUCAAAAGCUCCAUCGAUGAAAUCUCCAGCAGUGUGGAGGUGGUGCAGAGCGAAAUCGAGCAGCUGCGCUCUGGAUUCGUGCAGUCCAGGAGAGAAACGCGAGACAUCCACGACUACAUCAGACAGAUUAGCCACCAGACCAACAAAGCUACUUUGAGAUUCCUAAAUGUGCCUGAGGAGAAGUUCGAGAGAACUGAGGAACUCAUUUAUCAGAUUUUGAAGGAGAAAAUGGGUUUCAUUGAAGCACACAAGACACUUAAAAUUGAACUCGCCCAUCGGUUGGGGCAACAAAGAGAAUGUUCAAAUGCAAAACCUCGUCCUAUUAUAGUUAUUUUUGGAACUCCUCAAGACAGGGAUUUAGUUUUGAAAAAGUGUUACAAGCUCAAAGGCACUGGAAUAUCAAUCUCCACUGACAGUCUUGCACAUGACUCGAAAGAAAAGAAGGAUAAAGGCAUGAGCUCUUCCCAGACUUACGAAAGCAUGGACAUCAAAGUGUCGGCCAAAGACAAGGCCGAGAGCGAUGACUGGGACUCGAUGGACAGCGAUAAAGAGCUGGACGAAUUAAACAAAAACAAAUAUGCAAUUGUGUCCAAACCACCUCAGAAAACUAAACCAGACAAAAAAAAGUCUCACGAUCACAGAAGGUCUGCAGACGACACCUCGUACUCUGUGCAUUACGCAGACGAUACCGUGUAUGACGACAAGCAACACAAGUCCUACUAUUCUGAUAUCACUCCCGGUUGGCUCUCCCAAAGUGACUACUCCACUCCUAAACUCAGUCGAUCAGAAUCGGACUGCUCCAAACUGUGUCAGUCGUACUCUGAGGAUUUCUCCGAGAGCCAGUACUUCACCAGAGCAAAUGGAUGCUCCCUGCUCUCCUCCUCAGAUCAGGAGCUCUGGCAGCGGAAACAGGAAGACAUGGCUUCAUCCUGGUAUGCAAGUCCACCCAGUCAAACCCUCAGUCAGGAAAACCCACAUGCGUAUGUGGAACACAACGAAGUGGAGACCACAGAAACCAUCGACAGCGGAGUCAGUAACGGUCUGGUGUGCAUGUCCGGGGACAGAAGUCACUACAGUGGCUCUCAGCUCUCUCUGCAAGGUGAUCUCUCCCCUUGGAAAGACUGGCAUCACCUUGAACAAGGUGCUGACUCAGGCUUGGAUGCCUCCACUGAACAAAACAUUGUUUCAGAAAUUAGCAGCCCAUUUGAUCCUGCUGCUAACCCAGGCUUCCCUGAGAAGAUUACAAAAUGCCUUGAGGUCGAUUUGCAGUUUGAGGGAGAGACCUUCUUUGACAGUACGCCUGAGACGACCCAGGAGGUCGACAUGGAGCCAGAACCUAUCCUUGAACCCGAGUUUGAACCUGAGUUGGAACCUGAGUUAGAACCCGAGUUAGAACCUGAUGUGGAACUCAAACCACAACCUGUACCUGAGCCAGUACCUGAACCAGAACCUGAGCCAGAACCUUUGAUUGAAGCCGUCAUAGAGCCCAUGGUAAUACCCAAAGUUGUACAAGAGCCUGCAAAAGAAGCGAAAACUGAAAAGAAACAAAAGACCAAGACUAAAACCAAGCCAGAGUCAGCCCCUCAGACUCUGCAACGGCCAGAGUCCAAGGGGAACCACUUACAACAAAGUCAGAAAUCUUCAACCAUGUAUCGUAGCCAGAGUGAGAUCAGGACUGAAAAAGUGGAAGAGGUCCCCAAAUCCUGGAGCAGCAGAUUGAGCAUAGACCUGUCUGAGAAGACCUUCAGCUUCGGCGGUUUUGGGUCCACACUGCAGCGAGCCAAAUCUGCUCUAGAGGUCGUCUGGAAUAAGGGAUCCCAAAGCUCAAGCGCUCCUGCUGAAGAGCCGCCGAGCACCUCCUCUUUUAUGGGUCGAUUCAGGACCAUGUCCCAGUCUACAGCUAACGAUUCCAGCACCACGAUCGACUCGGAUGUCUACACAGAGCCCUUCUUCUACAAGGCUGAAGACGAAGAACAAGCCACAGAGCAACCUGUGGACAGUGAGACACAUUACGUCGAGGUGAUGGAGCAAGUUCUGGCAAACCUUGAGAACAGAACAAACGCCAAUGAGGCCGAGGCAGUGGAACAGUACCAAGAAGAAGAGUACGAAGUCUCCCAAGAGUACGACAUUUCGCAAGAAGGGAACCCCGUCUUGGAGUAUGACUGCAGUCUGGACGAACAGUACGAUGAAGAAUACAGCGAGGAUUACAACGAUAACCUGAUGACUGAGGACACUGCGGAGUAUGACGCCAUGGUCGAGUACAUCGAAGAAACCGAGGAAACGUUGGAUGAGGUUGAGAAGCUAGAGGAAGACGAGGAAGCAGAGAUAGAGGAGGUGCAGGAGGUGGAGGUGCAAGACACUGAAUCUACACCAGGUGCAGAGGAGGUCAAAGAAACAGUGCUUCAGGAAGAUGAAAACAAAAAUGUCACAGAAGCGCCUCCGGCAGUGCAGGAACCGGCCCCCAAGAAAAGGAUGCGACCAACCUUUAAGGAAGCUGCUUUGAGGGCAUACAGGAAGCAAAUGGCUGAGCUGGAGCAGCAGAUUCUUGCUGGAGACAGCACGGCUUUGGACACACAGGGUCGUGGAGGAAUCCUGGAUCCGGCUAAGCUUGGCCUGAGUAUAGGAGGGGCUGGCAGCAUUCUUUACGGCAUUGACAGCAUGCCAGAUUUACGGCGGAAGCGGACCGUGCCUAUCGUCAGGGACCUGACUUUGGCUGCUCGAAAGGCAGGCAUUUCGUUUGCGCUCGUGACCAGGUCCACCCUGAACAAUGAGGAUCUAAAACUGCAGGUGUUGAGAAAGACGCUACAGGCUCUAAUUUAUCCCAUCUCCUCCACCACCCCCCACAAUUUCGAAGUCUGGACUGCGACCGCCCCCACCUACUGCCACGAGUGUGAGGGGCUGCUGUGGGGCAUCGCGCGGCAGGGAAUGCGCUGCACUGAGUGUGGGGUCAAAUGCCACGAGAAGUGCCAGGACCUGCUGAACGCAGACUGCCUCCAGCGCGCGGUGGAGAAGAGCUCCAAGCAUGGUGCAGAGGACAAGACCCAGAACAUCAUCAUGGCCAUGAAGGAGCGAAUGAAGAUCCGGGAGAAGAACCGCCCAGAGGUGUUUGAAGUCAUCCAGGACAUGUUCCAGCUCUCCAAGGAGGACUUCACCAGCCACCUAAAGAGCGCCAAGCAGGCCGUGCUGGAGGGGACGUCCAAGUGGUCGGCCAAGAUCGCCAUCACCGUGCUUUGCGCCCAGGGCUUACAGGCCAAGGAUAAGACGGGCUCCAGCGACCCCUACGUCACCGUGCAGGUGGGCAAGACCAAGCGCAGGACCAAAACCAUCUUCGGCAACCUCAACCCCGUCUGGGACGAGACCUUCUUCUUUGAAUGCCACAAUGCUACAGACCGUAUAAAGGUGCGGGUGUGGGACGAGGAUGACGACAUCAAGUCUCGAGUGAAGCAGCACUUUAAGAAAGAGUCGGACGACUUCCUGGGACAGACCAUCAUCGAGGUCCGAAUGCUGAGCGGAGAAAUGGACGUUUGGUACAACCUCGAAAAAAGAACAGAUAAGUCCAUGGUGUCCGGGGCCAUCAGGCUGAAGAUAAAUGUGGAGAUGAAGGGAGAGGAGAAAGUGGCUCCGCCUCACGGCCAGUACACAUGUUUACAUGAGAACCUGUUCCACUAUCUGACGGAGGUGAAGAACAGUGGCGCUGUGAAGAUUCCUGAGGUCAAGGGUGACGAGGCAUGGAAGGUUUACUAUGAUGACAUUUCUCAGGAAAUUGUGGAUGAAUUUGCCAUGCGCUUCGGAGUGGAGUCCAUCUACCAGGCCAUGACUCAUUUCUCCUGCCUUUCAUCCAAGUACAUGUGUCCGGGAGUUCCAGCUGUAAUGAGUAACCUGCUGGCCAACAUCAACGCCUACUUCGCCCACACCACCACCGCCACCACCAACAUCUCCGCCUCCGACCGAUUCGCCGCUUCCAACUUCGGGAGGGAGAAGUUUGUGAAACUCCUGGAUCAGCUGCACAACUCUCUGAGGAUUGAUCUGUCCAAGUAUCGGGACAAUUUCCCCGCCGGAAACCCAGAGAGACUCCAGGACCUGAAAUCCACAGUGGACCUGCUGACCAGCAUCACCUUUUUCAGAAUGAAGGUGCAGGAGCUGCAGAGCCCCCCCAGAGCGAGCCUGGUGGUGAAGGACUGCGUCAGGGCCUGCCUUGACUCCACCUACAAAUACAUCUUCGACAACUGCCACGAACUCUACAACCAGCUCCUGGACCAGUCUAAGAAGCAGGAUUUGCCCCGUGAGGAGCAGGGUCCAUCCAUAAAGAAUCUGGAUUUCUGGCCUAAGCUCAUCACUCUGAUGGUGUCGGUGAUUGAUGAGGACCGAACAGCAUACACACCCGUCCUGAACCAGUUUCCUCAGGAGCUGAACAUGGGGAAGAUCAGUGCUGAGAUCAUGUGGAGCCUAUUUGCCAUGGACAUGAAAUACGCUAUGGAGGAGCACGAUAAGCAGCGUCUAUGCAAGAGCACGGAGUACAUGAAUCUGCACUUCAAAGUCAAAUGGUUCUACAACGAGUACGUGAAAGACCUGCCGGCCUUCAAGGGCACUCCGCCGGAGUAUUCUCUGUGGUUUGAGCCUUUUGUCAUUCAGUGGCUGGAUGAGAAUGAGGAUGUUGCCAUGGAUUUCCUCAAUGGAGCUUUGGAGAGAGACAAGAAAGAUGGGUUCCAGCAGACGUCUGAGCAUGCUCUGUUCUCCUGCUCGGUGGUGGACGUCUUUACGCAGCUGAACCAGAGCUUUGAGAUCAUUAAGAAGCUGGAGUGUCCAAACCCACAAGCCCUCGCCCACUUCAUGUGCAGAUUUGCUAAGACCAUCAACAAAGUUCUCCUGGAGUACGCCGCCAUCAUCACCAAAGACUUCCCCUCCCACCUCACUAAAGAGAAAGUGCCCUGCAUCCUGCUGAACAACAUCCAGCAGCUCCGGGUUCAGCUGGAGAAGAUGUUCGAGUCCAUGGGAGGAAAGCAGGAGGAGGGGGUUGUGGCCUUCUGUAAGCUGGAUGCUGAGGCCAGCGAUCUUCUGAAAGAGCUCCAGAACAAACUCAAUGCCGUGCUGGACGACCUCAGCAGAGUGUUCGGAUCCAGCUUUAAGCCUGUUAUAGAGGACUGUGUGAAGCAGAUGAAUCAGGAGCUGGUCCAGAUGAAAGGAACUGCUGGGAACAAAAGCAACGCAGCCAUGGACGCCGAGACCGUCCUCCGACCCCUCAUGGACCUGCUGGAUAAGAAUCUGAUCCUGUUUGCCAAGAUCUGUGAGAAGACGGUGCUGAAGCGGGUUCUGAAGGAGCUGUGGAAAAUCGUGCUCAACACCAUCGAGAGGCAGAUUGUCCUGCCUCCUCUCACAGACCAAACGCAAGGAGCUCAGAUGAUUUUCAGUGCCGCCAAGGACCUGGGACAGCUCUCCAAGCUGAAGGAACAUGUGAUUCGGGAGGAGGCUCGCAGCUUGUCGCCACGUCAGUGUGCAGCAAUGGACUUGGUGCUUCCCACCAUCAAGCAAUAUUUCCACGCGGGAGGAAAUGGCCUGAAGAAAACCUUCCUGGAGAAAAGUCCCGAACUGAAGUCCCUGAAGUACGCGCUCAGCCUUUACACCCAACCCACAGAUGCCUUGAUCAAGAAAUAUAUAUGCACCCAGACCUCUCAAGGUCAGUCGACGGCCGGCCCGGUGGGGGAGGUGCUGAUGCAGGUGGAUCUCAUCUCUCACCCAGGCACAGGGGAACACAAAGUCAGCGUGAAGGUGGUGGGCGUAAACAACAUCAACUGGCAGACGAACGCCAUGUUCCGGCCCUUCGUGGAGGUUAACGCUGUGGGGCCACACCUCGCCGACAAGAAGCGCAAAUUCAGCACCAAAACCAAGAACAACAACUGGUCUCCCAAAUACAACGAAACAUUCCAGUACAUUCUGAGUAAUGAGCACGGGCCCGAGGCCUACGAGCUGCACGUGUCGGUGAAGGACUACUGCUUCGCCCGCGAGGACCGAAUCAUCGGCAUGACCGUGCUCCAGCUCCGAGAACUGGCCGACAAGGUCAGCCUGAGCGCGGCGUACCCGCUCGCCCGCAGCGUCACCAUGGACGAGACGGGUCUGACCAUCAUGAGAAUACUUUCCCAAAGGACCAAUGACGAAGUGGCCAAGGAGUUCGUACGGCUCAAGUCGGACACGCGGUCGGCCGAGGAAGUGUCGUAAGCGGCGGAACCUGGGGGAGGGGGAGGGGCUCGAAUCAGCGAAGAGCAAAAAAUUAAACAAAAAAAAAGAGCAAGAAAAGUGAGAAGAAAGGGGAAGAAGGGAAUCCAAUCGGAGAGGAAAAACAGAGCAAAAGAGCGUCGUGUUGUUUGUUUCUGUGCAUGUGCGUAAAAAAAAAACAAACAAAAAAAACAUCUGUCGGAAUGUUCAUUUUAAAAACUAAAAAGAAGUACGUACUAAAAGUGUUUACCUACUGUAUGCUCACUAUUCAGUAAUAUAUUCUACGGUUACGUUAACGAGACGUUGAAUACUUUUUUGUAUGACGAAUAGUCUUUUUUGAACAGGUAUUUGUUCAGAUAAAGUGCCAAACCCAAUGCGAAAAAAAAGAACUAUUAAAACGAGAAUCAUGACGAUUAUUGGUGAACUUGGUGAUCUUUUAAAUUUGCUCGAAUCUUUUUGUCCCGGUGUGUGUGUGUGUGUGUGUGUGUGUGUGCGUGUACGUUUGUGUGUGUGUGUGUGUGUGUGUGUGUGUGUGUAUGUGUGUGUCAUUCCCUCUCUCUAAGUGUGUAGCAUUUGUUUCUUCCCCUUUUUCUGUUUGUUGUUUCGUUUCAUUUGCAGGGUUCUUUUGUUUGUUUGUUCAUUUGUUUGAUUGUUUUCUCUCUCUCUCUUUCUCUUUUUCUCAGACAGCGCUGCUGGUUGUGCAUGUUGCUUUUUUUUCUGUUCUUUCACAUUUUUUCUCAUCGCGUCUCUCUCUCUCUCUCUGUCUCUCUCUGUCUCCCAUGUACUCUCACUACAGCGGUCCUGGAGCCUCUGGCCCCUCGACCCCUCAGACUCUUUGUAUUUCGUGCCGACUUUAAAACGAGAACCAUGUUUUUUUAAAUGGCGAUGACUGCUACGUAACUCUUCAUAGGUGUUUGUAAUUUUAUAGCCAUUGACGACAACAAGGAACCGCCUUCAGUGCUAACCAGAUCAGGCAGGAUGGGGUGGAGCGUACUUUUCUUUUCUUUUCUUUCUUGUUUUGUUCGUCGAUUUGAUCCGCUCUUCAUUUCGCUCAAAUCUCCCGUUCAUUUCGGGCCGCAGGCUUCCAGCCUUUCAGAAUUAUCACUGUGAACAUGCUUCGAAAGGCAAUCUCACACAUGACAUUGCUGUGGGUCUGAUAUAUUUCUGUCUUUCAUUUUUCUGAAAUUAUUUUCUGUUUCUGACAAACUGCCAAAGUUCUAUUUAAAAAAAAAUCUAAUGUUUGUACAAAAGCAAUUAAUUAUCUGUAUAAAAAAAUACAUAAAGAUAUAUGCUGUUAUAUGUGCUAUAUUGAUUUUUUUUUUCAUUUGAGCAAUGCUAUGUCUGACUGUGAACGGGGUGAUUCUGAAAUGUUUAUUUUGGGGAUUAUUUCUGUGGAGAUGUUUAAUCGGAAAGUCGUGAAAGUUGUAAAUGUUGUUUUUUGCGUUUCCUGAGUUCUUUUUUUUUUUGACCUCCAUCGUUUUGUUUCAUUGUUUUUUUUUUCUUUAUAAAGGAAAGAGUUUAACAUUUGGUAAUUAUGCAACAUUCCUAUGUAUUGCACUGAUGGCGAACUGUAUGUCAUGUAAAUAUAUUUAGUGAGAAAUUGUAAA
Messenger RNA from Astyanax mexicanus (Mexican tetra), 9490 nucleotides. RefSeq names its product protein unc-13 homolog C. Bases 867 to 7886 code for a protein of 2339 amino acids. Lineage: Eukaryota; Metazoa; Chordata; Actinopteri; Characiformes; Acestrorhamphidae. Gene Ontology annotation, molecular function: diacylglycerol binding; calmodulin binding; calcium ion binding. The record is from RefSeq and is a predicted model, not a curated record. Gene Ontology annotation, cellular component: plasma membrane; terminal bouton; synaptic vesicle membrane. The transcript is spliced from 33 exons. Gene Ontology annotation, biological process: neuromuscular junction development; synaptic transmission, glutamatergic; presynaptic dense core vesicle exocytosis.